AUGAGACCGUAUUCUAUCGAGAGCAAUGGACUUCCAAUCGUUUAUGCAACAGGCUCUGGGCCAGUCAAGUCAUUGACAAUAAUUUCUUCAAAGGACCAAACGUGCGAGCAGUUCUCAUUAGAGGAACCACAAAUUACCCUCGAGAAUGCUCAUAUUGAGCCCAAAGAAGAAAAGGCACUCCUGAGCAAGCUCGACCGAAGAUUCGUACCGAUGUUGGCGUUUGCCUAUUUUUUACAGUCUUUGGACAAAACGAAUAUCGCAAACGCUUACACGUCUGGAAUGAAGGAAGAUCUUAACUUAAGCCCUCGCCAGUAUUCAAAUGCUGUUUCAGUUUUGUUCUCGACGUUUCUCAUCGCCCAGGUUCCAGCAGUGUUGCUUUUGAAGAAAGUCCCACCCAGAUUUUAUUUGUCGGUUAUGGUUUUCUCCUGGUCUAUUAUCACCUUGUGUAAUGGUUUUGUUAAGUCCUACGAGUCGCUAUUGGCGUUAAGGAUCCUACUGGGCGCGUUCGAAGGAGGGUACUUCCCUGCCAUGAUUUUAUUAGUGAGCAUGAUUUAUAAACCCCAGGAACAAGCCAAGAGAGUGGCUCUUUUCUUCGGGUUUGCAGCGCUCGCUGGUGCGUUCGGAGGUCUCAUUGCUACAGGGCUGACAACUGUGCGAUCCGCUGGAGGCCUCGAAGGUUGGAGGUGGCUUUAUAUCAUUGAAGGAAUUAUAUCUUCAACGGCUGCGAUAUGGCUCUUUUUUGGUCUCCCAAAUGAUGUCGAAGAACCCUCUUUCCUCGACGAAUAUGAUCAGGAUCUAAUGCGGGCUCGUGCCAUUCAACGGACAAAAUAUAUGGGGUCGAGAGAAAAAUUCCAGUGGCUAUUUGUUUUGGACGCUUUAAGCGACUACAAGACUUAUACUGGUUUGAUAAUACAAUUUUGUCAAAACAUCGUUCUGUACUCGUUCACGACCUUUUUACCAGCGAUACUGAAGCUUGGAAUGGGUUAUACUUCGAAGCAAGCACAGUACUUGAGCGUACCGGUAUACAUACUCGCAGCCGCAGUGUUUCUCUGUUCUGCUUAUGUGAGUGAUCGGUAUAAUCUAAGGGGCCCGGUGAUACUGGGCUUCAAUCUGGUAACGGCAGUGGGUUACGUCAUUAUGCUUACGGUUGAGCGUCCGGGAAUAAAGUAUUUUGCGUGUUAUUUGAUGACUUUUUCGGUCUACACAGGCCCUGGGCUCAAUGUGACCUGGGUCUCAAACAAUGUAGCGCCCCAUUACAAGCGCGCAACGGCGAUUGGUCUCAGUCAAAUCUUUGGAAACCUCGCAGGUGCGAUUGCGGGGCAGAUUUACGUGCACCCUCCGUAUAUUCUAGGAACAUCCUUUUCUCUUGGCUGUGUUGUUCUAUCCAGCAUGCUAACAUUGAUUCAGAUAUUUGUGUUCCAGAGGACAAACGAAAGAAAAGCGGCUAUUUUACGAGGUGAAGAGCUGGACGGGCACAAAGAAAGGAGAGGUGAUAACAGUUUAGACUUUAGGUACUGUAUAUAG
This is a messenger RNA of Lachancea meyersii CBS 8951, 1524 nucleotides long. The record is from the annotation of a GenBank genome assembly. NCBI's taxonomy places the organism in Eukaryota, Fungi, Ascomycota, Saccharomycetes, Saccharomycetales, Saccharomycetaceae.